AUUUUGGCUCGGAGUAUAACACAUAGUAGUCUCACUGUGACAUAUGUUUUCUAAUCAAAAUACCAAGAGAGAAAGUGAAUAUUGAGUCCGUUCCGGUUUGCAACCGGUGUCCUAUUUGAAACCGUCCCCUCAUGAUGUAAGCUGACAUUACUCUUGUCGUAGCCUUUUCUUUUGGCAGAAGCCUUGCGUCGGUGGCUAGGCCGGCUGGUCAGCAUGGAGUUUCUUGAGUUGACUCGUUUGCUGGUUUUCCUCGGUACCGUUGCGGUAUUUGUCCAACUAGACGUAGUUCGUAAAGUCUACAAGUACCUUCGCUGUCUCUACUAUGUGAGAAAGCUCCCCGUCCCUGCUGAACCACGAUGGCUUACUGGACACUCGAGUUUCAUACAGCCGGAAGCUGCCUUCCAGUUCCACUGCGACUAUCUGAGCGAUCCAGAGAAGCGUUUGCCCGGCGUGUUCCGCUAUCACCUGUCUCAGUUUUUAUACAUGGUCAACGUCUUUGCGCCACAUACCAUAGAACCCAUGCUCGCUGGCUCGCAUCCCAAGCUUUCCAUUGUUGCUCAUCUUACUAGCCCUGUCACUGGAGAAGGUGGGGUGUUUUUCACCAAUGGAGAGAAAUGGGCACGCAAGAGGCGAUUGGUUGCUCCUGGAUUCCAUAAGAAAGUCACUCAAGACUAUGUGAGCGUGUACGAAUCAGUACUGGACUCGUUGAUAAGCGACUGGUCUGAGCUCCUACUCAACUCCACCACCAAAUCCGGACCGAAAAGCCAGUCCAGAGUAUCCAUGAACAUGGCCUCAGCAAAACUAAGCAUUAAUGUGCUGGUGAGGUGUGUCAUGAGCUACGAGCUCAGCGAGACAGAGACAAUAGACUUCAAGCGAGCCACAGAUGUUAUGGCUCGGAUGGUGCAGGAACGCGGAACUAACGCCUUUCUGUACCCGGAUUCCAUCUAUUUUCGAACUGAAGCUGGUAAGGAAUGUCUGAAACUAUGCAACAUUGUUCAUACUGUGACAGAUAAUGUCAUUGCCAGUCGCAGGAAGCAGCUGUUGGACGAUCCAGAUGCCGGUGCACCGAAGAAGAACAUUGAUUUCCUGGACAUCUUGCUGACUGCACGAUACGAGGAUGGUGCUGCGAUGGACGAUAAAGAACUCCGGGAAGAGGUGACUAUCUUCUUGAUAGCUGGUAUGACAUCAUCUGUUGCAUCACAGUGGCUAUUCUACUACUUGGCGGCCAACCCGGAUAUCCAGCAACGAUGUAGAGAAGAAGCAUGUGCGGUGUUGUGUCCGGACGGUGGUGAGCCUGUGUUGACUGAGCAGAGUCUGAAUUCUCUGCAAUACAUCACACAAGUCAUAAAGGAAGUCCUGCGUAUAGCCACACCAACUCCCCAGAUUUAUCGUGAGCUUGAGAAGGACACGAUGAUUGGCGGAUACUUGAUUCCUAGCGGAACCUGGGUCGUCCUCAGCAUAUGGGCUCUACAUCACAAUCCAGACAUUUGGAAAAACCCGAUGACUUUCAACCCAUCUCGCUUCGACCCAGGUGGAGAAGCUUCGAAGGCUCCACCGUUCUCGUACGUGCCAUUCAGUGGUGGUUCGCGGAACUGCAUUGGAAAGAAUGUGGCGUUUCAGCUGUUGCGAGCAGAAGUGGUGAAGAUCCUGUUGCGCUUCAAGCUCUCCGUUCCUGAUGACCUUCUGAACCUCAAACAGCAUUUGAUGCUGUUUAUUGAACCUUCCAAGCCGAUUGAACUGCUCAUCGAAGAAGUUGGGGAUUGCUGAGCUGGUGGUUUUUAAUUUUAUUUUUUACUGUGUUCCUGUGUUGCGUGUGUGCGUGUGGACAUGUGUGUGUAUGUGUGUGUGCAUAUAUCUAUAGGUGUGUGUAUAUUCGUGUGUGCGUGUGUUCGUGCGUGUGCGAUUUAGGGUGUUGUGGGUGGGUGGGUGCCUGUGUGUGUGUGCGCCCGUGUGCAAGUUAGGGUGCUGUGGGUGGGUGUAUGUGUGUGUGUGUGUUAGUAUGUGCGUGUAUGUUUGUAUGUGUGUGGGUGUUACUAUGUGUGUGCGUGUUAGUAUGUGUGUGUGUAGGUGUGGUGUGUGAGCGAGAUUAAGCGCGUGCUUGUUAGUGCUAGACCUGCGCCUACUGCAUCUGCCUCUGAAAUAGCCUGUCCCUGUAUGCAUUCACGCUAUCGUAUUAUCACACCUCUCUCCACUUAGAUAUACCAGCGCUGCCUCCUAUUCCAUUAUCGUUGUCUGAUGAUUGGUUCAGCCAUGAAACUCUGAGUCACAACGGAAUUAAUUUGCCAAGGUUUUCAUUGUGUGCCUUUGUGUAUUUUAUUUUUUACUGAAGUCCACAGAACCAUCAGAUGCUACACAGCGGGGGCGGCGGCAUAUUGGAUGGAAGUGGGAAAGAAACGGGCUUUUCCAAAAAUCCUGAGAAAUGUUCAGCAAAAAUUUCAAAUUUCUUGUCAUGUUGCACUGUAUCACCUCAUGCUUUGUGCCUGCACUCAGUUAUAUUAUGUUAGCACUAUGUUUGACACCUAUUAUGUAAUGCUGUAUAGGCACCGGCGGAUUAUGCCGGCAUAAUUAUUGGUAUAAUUUGGUGGUUGAAAAUUUGGAGCAUAUUAAUUAAAAUUUAUUUUUGGCAUCCUUUCGGAGGUAGGAGCAUAACUACAUGAUUGUACCACA
This is a messenger RNA of Sycon ciliatum, 2667 nucleotides long. RefSeq names its product taurochenodeoxycholic 6 alpha-hydroxylase-like. Bases 214 to 1767 code for a protein of 517 amino acids. Gene Ontology annotation, molecular function: heme binding; iron ion binding; oxidoreductase activity, acting on paired donors, with incorporation or reduction of molecular oxygen. The transcript has a single exon. NCBI's taxonomy places the organism in Eukaryota, Metazoa, Porifera, Calcarea, Leucosolenida, Sycettidae. The record is from RefSeq and is a predicted model, not a curated record.